Colias croceus (clouded yellow) is the source of this 900-nucleotide messenger RNA. Its product is annotated as histidine-rich glycoprotein-like. Lineage: Eukaryota; Metazoa; Arthropoda; Insecta; Lepidoptera; Pieridae. Gene Ontology annotation, cellular component: extracellular matrix. The coding region runs from base 105 to 818 and encodes 237 amino acids. The transcript has 7 exons. The record is from RefSeq and is a predicted model, not a curated record.
UAUCGCUUUGUCUAUCGAUAUAAAAGUCGUGAAAAUAAUUCUCAUGCAUCAGUUCAAUAGUUACCUUUAAUACAAAGGAGUACUAAAAUUUAAUUCGCAACAAAAUGUACACAAAGGUGUUAUGUUUCACAACCCUGCUCGCCAUGGCAGCGGCGCAGUACGGACACGGCUACGGGGAAGCGCACUCAUCCCAACACUUCAUCAAACACGACGGACAUCCUGAAGUGGUUCACGGACACCACGGUCACCAUGACUACCAUACUCAUCCUCACUACGAGUUCGACUACAAAGUGGAGGAUCAUCACACUGGUGACAUGAAGCAUCAGCAUGAGGACCGCAAUGGAGACGUGGUGAAGGGCGUGUACUCCCUGCGUCAGCCCGACGGCUCCGAGAGGACCGUGCACUACCAUGGCGACCACCACACCGGUUUUCACGCUGACGUGAAAUUCGGAACCCACCAUAUUGUCAUUUGUUUCACAACCCUGCUCGCCGUGGCAGCGGCGCAGUACGAACACGGCUACGGGGAAGCGCACUCAUCCCAACACUUCAUCAAACACGACGGACAUCCUGAAGUGGUUCACGGACACCACGGUCACCAUGACUACCAUACCCAUCCCCACUACCAGUUCGACUACAAAGUGGAGGAUCACCACACCGGUGACAUCAAGUCCCAGCAUGAGGACCGCGACGGAGACGUGGUGAAGGGCGUCUACUCGCUGCACCAGCCCGACGGCUCCGAGAGGACCGUGAACUACCAUGGCGACCAUCACACCGGAUUCCACGCCGAUGUGAAAUUCGGAACUCAUCAUCAUCAUUAAUAUUAUUUACUACAAUACGUGUCAUAUUUAGAUUGUUUUAUACAAAAAGCUUUAUACUAAUAAAAUGUUAUACAGCUAAUUA